UGAGGGUGUCAUAGGUUGUUUUUGUUUCGAUGGGCAGCUGACAAUUGAGCGACUGCCCUAGUUUUUAAUGUGACAUGCUAUAGACGUUGCCGGUCAGCAUAAAGGCAUUUUAAAAAGUUAGCCCACGUCUGUUCAAUGGGUGCCGUUGAAAGCACCGAAGGGGAAAGGGAACCUUUGCUGGUUCCAUCCCAGCCGGCGACAAACACACAGCCUGUGUUGAGCAGGGUGUAUGGGAGAAGAUGGUUUGUUCUCACCAUGUUUUCAUUGUUGGGUUUUAUGCAAGGACUUGUGUGGAACACCUGGGGCCCGAUCCAGAACUCUGCCAAACAUGUGUUCGGGUUCACAUCGACAGAUAUCGCGGUUCUGGUGAUGUGGGGUCCAGUGGGUUUCCUGCCCUGGCUGUUGUUUAUGUGGUUGAUGGAUAAGAAAGGGUUGCGAGCGUCUUUGCUGCUGUCAACAUUCUUCAUGGUUCUGGGCGCAGUGUUACGAAGUGUUCCCCUUACAGACCUGUACUACAGACGCUGGUUGAUUCAUGGAGGUCAACUUCUGAAUGGUUUAGCUGGUCCUACCAUUAUGAGUGCCGGUCCUCUGCUCUCUACUACUUGGUUUGCUCCUGAUCAGAGAGCUACAGCCACUGCUAUUGCAUCACUUAUCGGCUACCUGGGGUCAGCCUGCGCCUUUCUGAUUGGUCCGUUGGCUGUCCCUGCACCCAAUGGCACUGUGGGAGGCACCGUUUACUGGAAACAAAACCACAUAGCAGACAGGAUACAGUUUGUUCUUUACGCAGAGGGUGGAAUGAUUGCAGCACUUUUCGUGGCUGUGAUGUUAUACUUCCCCUCCAGGCCACCCAUCCCUCCCAGCGUGGCAGCGGCUAGCCAACGUCUCAGCUACAGGAGCAGCAUCUGCAGACUGCUGAGCAACAUGCGUUUCCUGAUGAUAGCACUCGCCUACUCCGUGCCCACAGGGGUUGCUGCCGGCUGGGCCGGUGUGUUGGACAUGAUUUUAACACCUGCUAAAGUCAGCCAGGUGGAUGCUGGCUGGAUCGGGUUCUGGUCCAUAGUUGGAGGCUGUGUGUUUGGUGUGGCCAUGGCGAGGUUUGCUGACUAUAUUCGAGGAAUGCUGAAGCUGAUUUUGGUGCUGAUGUUUGCUGGAGCAUCUUUGGCAGCCACCUGGUUCACUCUCACCUGCCUGACCAGGCUUACUCACCUGCCCUCCACUAAAGCCACUCUCUACACUUCCUGCAUCCUGGUGGGUAUCUUCAUCAACAGUAGUGUGCCCAUCUUCCUGGAGUUGUUCAUUGAGACGGUUUACCCUGUUCCUGAGGGCAUCACCUGCGGAGUGGUCACCUUCCUCAGCAACCUCUUCACUGGACUUUUGCUGUUUUGCCUCACCUUUUACUUUACAGAGCUCUCCUGGUUGAACUGGUGUCUGACAGGCUCCUGCGUCUUCAGUCUCCUGCUCCUCCUCUUCUUCAGGGAAUCGUACGACCGUCUCUAUUUAGACGUCUUCGUUUCUGUCUGAGCACACCGCGUGAGCUUUUUUUCAGCAGAAGACUGAAGGCUUGUCUUUUUAUGGGCACUAUAUUCCAGCAGAGUGCAGAGAAAGGGCACACAGCAUGUUGCUCACUUUUAUGGAUCUGUGCUUUUUUGAAAAAUGUUGUAAUUGUGAAAUAUAUGACCAGCAGUGGUGGCAGGCAGUGCAUUGUGUUAGCAUCAUAACUAACAGCGGGAACGGAGUCCCGACUAAGGAGGAAAGAAGUGUAGAUAUUGACCUUUCUACUUGACAUUUUACCUCCUGGAUGCAUCCCUUUUGUAUUUUAUUUUACUUUUUUUACCUUUUUAAAAACAAUUAAUGGAAUUAUGUGUUUACAUUUACUGGCACAAUAUAAGAGACGUUUAUUGCGUAAAGAGGUACAGACACAAGCGGAUCUACUCACGGAUUUGGCAGUACCCCACAGUGAUGACUCCUCUAGUGCUCUCACCACAUCUAAUGGGAGUGUAAUGGAUAAUUAUAGACAAGCUCAAUUAGCCGCCUGGCGGGAGCUAUGGCCGUCUGUGGACCGGGGACCUCUUAGAGCUGUAGUGUCACUUGUGAAUAGCCUGUGGGAUCUAAGCUUUAAUUGACCUGUGAUAGGACUGUCAAUAAGUGGUAUACUCUGUGGUCCUCCAGUCUACUUGUUUUCCUUAUCAACCCACAUUAUGCAAAGGAUAAUUCACUCCGCUGUGGGGUUUAGCUAAUCACCUUGCGGCCAUUAGUCUGAUUCUGGAUCACGUCACCACAAGGUGUCUGAGGUCAUAGUUUGUAUGAUGAGGGAUCUGUAUUAUUCAUGUUUAGGUAGCCAUUUGUGUUCGUCCCAUUCUCAUGAUACUGCUUGGUUUUAUAACUGUAGCAUGCACACAGUGGGUGUCUGUUGCACAAGCAUUUUAGGCUUUUAUAAUUUUAUGCAAUUGAUCAUGCAUUUAAAUGUAAUUUAUGAACUCAUUUUAGGGAUUAAUACACUAAUACUGAUGAUAAGGGAUUGUUAAUGGUUUUUAUGUCUGAGUACUGUUGCAGAAGAGCAUUUGAACGUGGCAUUAUGGACUGCUGGAACAGUACAACACUAUUCACCAGCAAUAAUAGCCAUGUUCGGUAGCCUUUCGUGAUUUGUGGCAUAACCUAAUGCAAAAACGAGUGCAAUACUCCCUCUCGAGUUUAAAAUACGGCCUGUUGUAUGACCCAUGCACACGCUGCUCUUUCCUGCAUUUUUCAGCAUGAAGCCCAUUUAAAUCUGGACAGCUUUGCCGCUUUCACUUGGCGAUUUAAAACUUAAACGAAUCUCUAUCUGUGGCUGGAUUUAGUCUUGACUUGAUUGACUGUUAUCAGUGGAAGAAAAGCAUUUCAUGGACACGGUAAAUCCACAGCUUUCCAACGUGAACUUUGGACACACACGGUUUUGUUCUUCUCUGGGAAAAGCCUGCAUGUGAAUCACUUUUUCGUGUCUUUGUAAAGAACGGUUCUCAAAUUUACCUGUCGUUAACGUUGCCUUAAUUAACAGUGACCUUUGUUCUGUCCUCCUCUCCACUGUGAUGUGCGUGCCGUGCUGCGGUCGGUGCUUGUGCUCUGUUCUGUCACUGUAAUGUUAAUCGUAAGUGGCACUGGAGAGGCGUACGUGCCCCUGCCCAUGUGCAGAUACAUGUCAAAGAUUUUUAGCACCUUAUUAAAAAGAUGUUUUUGAAAAGGAA
This is a messenger RNA of Labeo rohita (rohu), 3221 nucleotides long. It is a transcript of the gene slc49a4, whose product is annotated as solute carrier family 49 member 4. Gene Ontology annotation, molecular function: transmembrane transporter activity. The transcript has 9 exons. Bases 136 to 1521 code for a protein of 461 amino acids. Gene Ontology annotation, cellular component: intracellular membrane-bounded organelle; membrane. The record is from RefSeq and is a predicted model, not a curated record. Gene Ontology annotation, biological process: transmembrane transport. Lineage: Eukaryota; Metazoa; Chordata; Actinopteri; Cypriniformes; Cyprinidae.